AUGAAGAAUUUCAAAGAGAAAGCAAAGGACUGUUUUAGGUAUUUGUAUCCGCAUGCGCAGAAAGCCCGAAGUAAAACCGGAGGGGAUACAGGGGAGGCAAAGAAAAGCAACCACGUCUCCUCGCUCGACCUCACCAUCCUGGAUGUUUCUCCCGAGAAACAACAAGAAAAAAGGCCAACUGCGCUAUCCGCAACAGGAGACUCGUCAAAGAAGGCUCAAGGCCACCCCAAAGACCAAAAAGAUACAAAGGACAAUGAGCAUACCACCAGCCCGGCAGUCUCGGCCGUCUCUACCAACCCGCAGCCUGUCGUCGACCAGGCAGCAGGUGAGAGAUUACAUUCCUCCAUGACAAGCCAAGGCCCAAGCCUCCGAACCAUUUUAUGGGACCAAACGUUUCAAAACUUCCGAGAAUCCGAUGACCAAAAAUUGCUGGCGGACUGGGCAGUCGUUCUGGCCUCGUUCCUCAAGGACGAUGAUUCGACAAUAGAUCUCUCAAGUCGCGAGUCGGUUGCAGCCGUGAUGGAGAAGUUGCUGAAGAAGCGAGAUGACCGUGAAUGGAAAAUCAAAGUCUUCGGUCAAGAUGUCAAGCUCCGAGAGCAGGUCGACAAUCUGGCAGCUCUACUAUUUUGGGCAGAUCCACUGGUGAAAAGUGCAGUCAGCUCCCAGCCAUACGCGGCUCUGGCCUGGUCGGGCGUGUCAUUGUUUACUUCGCUGUUGAGGAGCGGCCUGACGCAGCAUACCGAAAUGCUGGAGGGAUUCACGGCCAUCGGACAACUCCAGAUGUAUUGGCAGAUUUGCGAGGAUAAGUAUUUAGAGCCGGAGAUUGGCAGGCACUACGAGUCUCUCAUAGAGCCCCUAGCUAGGCUCUACUCCAUGAUGAUGGAGUACCAGGUCAAAAUGUUGUGCCAUCUAUCCCGCAUCUCGAUGUCACGAGCAGUGCAUGAUGUCAAGAACGCCGGAGACUGGUCUACGCAUCUGACAGAGAUCAAUCAGCAAGACGCCAUUUGCCGUGAACAUUUCCUGCCCAUAGGGGAACUAUCUAAGCUCUGGGAAGAUGAAAAAUCUCGGCUCGAUAUAAUGCGCCAGACAUUUGACGUUCAGAAAGCAACACUUCGGCACCUCGAGGACGAGAGAGAAAGCAAGUUGUUAGUGGACCUGUACAACGCCGCCGGUGACUAUGAGCAUUUCAAGAAGAUGAACCCAAAGAGAACACCAGGAACUUGUGAGUGGUUCUUGACAGACAAUCGAUUUCUCGAUUGGUAUGAUCGCACAUCGGAUUUGCUCUGGGUCUCAGCAGGACCCGGGUGUGGCAAGUCUGUUUUGGCUCGCUCCCUGGUCGAGGAUGGAUUUCUAGACCACUAUAGCAUCACCGUCACUCCGUCGUCUGUUUUGACUAAUGCGAAGCCUACCGUGGCUUACUUCUUCUUCAAAGAAGGGGGGAAUGAGAGUAUGAAUGGCGCUGGAGCACUUUGUGCAAUACUGCACCAACUUUUCCGAUCUCCACUCACAGCCAAAUCGAUCGACCUUGCGUUGAGUAAACACAGAGAAAUGGGCCCGGGAUUGACUCAAAGCCUUUCCCAGCUUUGGAAAAUUCUUAUCCAGUGUGCUGCAGCACCAGAGACUGGCGAAAUAAUUUGCGUACUGGAUGCUCUGGAUGAAUGUGAGGUCAAAAGCAGGAGGGAGAUUCUUGAGUGUCUCCAAGAAUUCUACACUUCAGACCGGGAGCAGCGAAUGUCAAAGCUCAAAUUUAUCAUCAGCAGUCGUCCAUACCAAGACUUGGAAGAUAGAUUCCAAAAGCUUCGCGGAACCGCUGCAUACAUGCGCUUGGAUGGCGACGAGAAAUCGGAAGAAAUCAGCCACGAGAUUGACCUCGUCAUUGAUGAGCAAAUCGAAGAAAUAACUGUUGGAUUUGACCCAGAGCAUCGAAACCAGCUGGUUGAUCAUCUGAAAGGAAUGAAAAAUCGCACAUACCUUUGGCUCCGUUUGAUUUUCGACGUGAUUCAAAACAAUAGCACCGAAUACCAGAAAGCUAGCGAUAUCGAAAAUCUCUUCAAGAACCUACCCAUCGAGGUCUCUGACGCCUAUGAGGAAAUAUUGAAUCGGAGUCAAAAUAAAGAGCGGACAAGAAUCAUCCUUCAGCUCGUUCUGGCGGCUCGGGAGCCCCUCACUCUCGACGAGGCAAAUUACGCUUUGACCAUUGCCUUGAGACAACCAAAAUCUCAUGCAGACUUGACAAAAGACUUGUGGCCCAAAGAGAAAUUCAAGACGACCAUCACCAGCGCCUGUGGUCUCUUUGUCAGCGUACACAAAGGCAAACUGUCAUUCAUUCACCAGACAGCAAGAGAAUUUCUCACAGAUACUUCACAGAGAAGGGGAAACGCAGAAUGGAAAGGGUCCUUCACCUUACCUCUCUCCGAUGGCAUCAUGUCAAAGACAUGCAUUCAGUAUUUAUUGCUUCCCGACAUUGAAGUAUUGCGAGCACAUGAAAGCGAAUUUCGACCCGAUCCAAAAAUGGUGUAUCCUUUCAUCACGUACUCAGCUACCCAUUGGAUUGAGCACUUCAGAGAUCAUGAUGCUAGUGAUAUCACUGAUGAGCUUUUGAAAAAUGCACGCGAUUUGUGUCGCAUUCCGGGGCCUCUGGGGGAAGUUUGGCGUCCAUUUGGGCCUCCUUCUGUGCUAUUCUGUGAAUCUGAUAUCGGAAUAGCAGUCACGUUUGGGCUCGUGCAGCUUGUUCAGUUACUCAUACGUGAUGGUACGGAUAGGGAUUUGAAUGACGGUGAAUUUCUACUGCAUCAAGCGGCAAAACUGGGCCACCUUGAGAUUGUCAAGAUGCUCAUAUAUCACGGUGCAGAUGCCCACAAGCUUAACUCAGCAGACAAUACGGCACUUUGCUACGCGUGUGCUGGAGGACACCAGGAGGUUGUUCAGAUCUUUCUUGAUGAAGGUGUUAGUCCCAACACUGUGGGGAAGUAUGGGUAUUCGGCACUCUGGCAUGCCACCCGGAGAGGUUCGGUGGAAAUUUGCGCAAUGCUCCUGGACCACGGUGCCGAAAUUGAUUGGCAAGAUUGUUUCAGCAACACAGCUCUGCAUUUGUUAAUAGACAAACAACAUCUGGAAGCAGCCAAGCUCCUUAUCAAAAAGGGCGCAAGCGUCAAUAUCGUGAACAGUCGAAAUCGUACCGCCCUCCACGUCGCCUGUGGAAAAGCUCCCCCACACAUCGUGGAGAUGCUGCUACUGAGAGGUGCUGACCCCUUUGUUGGCGAAGACGAAUAUUCUUCGCUUGAAUGUGCCUGCCAGCGAGGCGAUGAGAAAAUUGUGAAGUUAUUGAUUGAGAACUUCACCGACUCCGAUAUCCAGAAAGACUUCUAUGGGUGUGCACUACAACAAUCGGCUGAAAUGGGCCAUCUCGGUGCCAUUCAGGUGUUAUUUCAAAAGUCUGCUGAUGCAAAUUUACUUGAUCAAUUCUUUACGGCGACGCUUCCCUGGGCAUGUGUUGGAGGAAAUGAACAGAUUGUGGAAUUCCUAUUGAAGAAUGGUGCUGAUGUCGAUGCCCGUGAGAAAGAUUGCUACAACGCAUUGGAGCUCGCAUGCCGCUAUGGCCACCCAAACAUCGUGGCGAUACUGCUCCGUGAGGGUGCUGAUCUUGGUGGUCACGAAGGGGAGAGCGAAUUAUUACGCCUAGCACGUAAAUAUGGCCAUCAAGAGAUUGUAAAGAUGCUACUCAGCAAGGAAGCCACUGUUGAUACCCAGGAUUCGAGACAUUGA
Molecule: messenger RNA, 3765 nt
Organism: Penicillium olsonii
Lineage: Eukaryota; Fungi; Ascomycota; Eurotiomycetes; Eurotiales; Aspergillaceae
Source: the annotation of a GenBank genome assembly